AUGUUUUACACACACAGCUGAGAGAAAAGAGAGCCAGUCAGAGAAAAAAAACGACCUCAACCCUUCCCCAGUGCAGACAGCAGCACUGGCAAGCGCCGUCUCUUUGUUCUCUACGGGCUUUGACAACAAAAAAGUGAUAUUUAGACAUUUUAUUCCUCAAUGCCAGCGCGAAGAUUUACAGAGAUGGACUCAAACGGGACUGAGUACAUGGAUCAUUUUGGGUCCUAUGCAAAGAGAAGGAGGCAUGACAGUGAACAGUCUGUCCUGGAGUACACAGACCUGGAGGCAGCCGAGGCGUUGGUGUGUAUGAGCUCUUGGGGCCAGAGUCACUUCCUCGGCAGCAGCAGCAGGCCGAACCCCUGCAAGCCCAGACCCCUCACACCGGCUUCAGACUCCUGUGACUCCCUCAUGCCGCCAGAACUUCCAGAGCCCCCAAAGGACUUUGUGUCCCUCUCCUCCUUGUGUAUGACUCCCCCUCAUAGCCCAAGCUUCGUUGAGGCGUCCAGCACUGCUGUGUCCUCACAGCACUGUUCCGGCCUCCACCAACCUGCCCUGGCACCCAUUGCUGAAAAGACCCCCUCCCUCCCCCCUCAGCCACAGCCCUGCAGAGCCAUGGCGACGAGUGUCAUCCGCCACACCGCAGACAGCACCCCCUGCCAACACCACAUUCCAGUGGCCCCCGAUACAAAGAAAACAAGACACACAGUAAUGGCUGCGACACUCUGCCAGCAGCACCUCAUUACAAAAACUGAGCAGAUAACCACACCUCCAUCUCCCCCUGCUCCUCUCACACGCACAUUAUCAGCCUCAGGAAUGGAGCAGCAUGCCAGUCUCUCAAAACUCUAUUUGAACAGUGUCUCCACCCCCACUCCUGUCAAUAUGCAAAUGCGGAACGGCCCCCCUGCUCCCACGACCCUGUCACUGCCCUCAAUCCCCAGCCCUCAAAUCAUCUGCCAGAUGUUCCCCGUCAGCAGCCAAUCGGGUAUAAUCUCAGCCUUCAUCCCCGGUGUUCAAACGUGCCAUUCUGGGAUUCGGACCACCACCACACCAAUCCUCCCCCAGCGCACUUCAGUAAACGGAGCCCCCGUCCAGCAGUCCCUCAUCAUGGGCUCAGCGGUGCCCCAGGGCACGGUGAUGCUGGUCCUCCCUCAGUCCUCUGUCUCUCAGGCCCAUCACUGCCCUCAGACUGUCAUGACCCUGGGCAACACCAAGCUGCUGCCCCUGGCCCCGGCCCCUGUGUACGUGCCAGCUGGGCCCAGCGGAAGUGCGGUAGCCACAAAGAUGGACUUUUCCCGCAGGAGAAACUAUGUCUGCAACUUCCCGGGCUGCAGAAAGACGUACUUCAAGAGCUCACACCUCAAGGCUCACCUGAGAACACACACAGGUGAGAAACCUUUCAGCUGCAGCUGGGACGGCUGUGAUAAGAGGUUUGCCCGCUCCGACGAGCUCUCCCGUCACCGGCGAACACACACCGGGGAGAAAAAGUUUGUGUGUCCCGUGUGUGACCGGCGAUUCAUGCGCAGUGAUCACCUCACCAAACACGCUCGCCGCCACAUGACCACCAAGAAAAUUCCUUCCUGGCAGGCUGACGUUCGUAGCCUGAACAAGAUGGUCGCCGGCAAAACGCCUGUCUCAAAGCCCGGACUUGCCACAAUCAGCAUGCUGGUACCUGCCGGCACCAAGUAGACUAUAAUCAUCCUACUUUCUACCAAGAUACCACAGGGACACAUGCAGGGAGCAGCCAAGCACACAAGGCUGCUGCUGUUUAACUCAUGGGAAUGAUAGAAAAAACAUGCACUGGACUCUUUUUUUCUCUCUACUGCUCAUUUGUACAAUUUUCUUUAAAGGAUUCUUUGUUUACUAUGAUAUUAAUGCACUCUUGCCAAAGCCUUUGUAUGAAGUUUGUCUUAUUCAUUUCACUUUCUCUAGCUCUCCUGCAACACUUUCUCUUUGUUUGUGUUGAUACUGAUAGAUAUACAUAUAUGUCUAUGUGAAUGUAUUGUUUGUUGUACUAUGAAAUGCAUUUAUUUGUCAUAUUUGGGAAAACAUGAUAAACAAUGUAAAUAUGAAUAUUAAUUAUCAGUACUUCGAUUGUACCAUAAUUAUAUCUCCCUGUCUAACUUUUCAUAUUAUUUAAUACAUAUUUGUAAUAAAAGAAAAAAUAUUAAAUGAGUCAAUCUUUGCUGAUUUUGUGACCUUUCAAAUAUCUUAUCCGGGAACAAAUAAAGUUAUA
Messenger RNA from Gymnodraco acuticeps, 2233 nucleotides. Its product is annotated as Krueppel-like factor 11. Gene Ontology annotation, molecular function: RNA polymerase II cis-regulatory region sequence-specific DNA binding; DNA-binding transcription factor activity, RNA polymerase II-specific. The record is from RefSeq and is a predicted model, not a curated record. The transcript is spliced from 4 exons. NCBI's taxonomy places the organism in Eukaryota, Metazoa, Chordata, Actinopteri, Perciformes, Bathydraconidae. Bases 160 to 1686 code for a protein of 508 amino acids. Gene Ontology annotation, biological process: regulation of transcription by RNA polymerase II.